Messenger RNA from Scomber scombrus (Atlantic mackerel), 2139 nucleotides. It is a transcript of the gene cox11, whose product is annotated as cytochrome c oxidase assembly protein COX11, mitochondrial. The record is from RefSeq and is a predicted model, not a curated record. Gene Ontology annotation, molecular function: copper ion binding. Lineage: Eukaryota; Metazoa; Chordata; Actinopteri; Scombriformes; Scombridae. The transcript is spliced from 5 exons. Gene Ontology annotation, cellular component: mitochondrial inner membrane. Bases 120 to 911 code for a protein of 263 amino acids.
CACAGUGGUUAUGUAUGUUGCACCUUCAAACAUGUUUGGUAAGGUGUGUUUCUGGCCGGCUGUGACUGACUGCUGACCUCACAUUUUACAGGUGAGUUGCUUCAGGUGUGUGUGUGGCCAUGCUGCUAGCUCUGCUGGUGCGUCCAUCCCUCUGCCGCUCUCAGGUGUCGGUGCUGUUGCAGCGAUGCGUCCGGACGCUUCAGUGCGACAGUUCGAAGGCCCUUCACUCUCAGACUGAGCACUGCUUCCUGCGGCGGAGGCUUCCUCUGUUCCUCCACACUCAGAGCCGUGGCGCCAAGAGUCGAAAGAGGCAGAGCAGGAGCCAAGAGGAGGAGUGGAAAGCCAGGAACAAGACUGUGCUGACGUACAUUGUCGCUGCCGGGGUGGGAAUGAUCGGCCUGUCGUACGCUGCCGUGCCGCUCUACAGACUGUACUGCCAGGCGUCCGGGCUCGGUGGCACGGCGGUGGCCGGCCACGAUGCAGAGCUGGUGGAGUCAAUGACGCCGGUGAAGGAACGCAUCAUCAAGAUCCAGUUCAACGCCGACACGCACGCCAGCAUCCAGUGGAACUUCAGGCCACAGCAGACGGAGAUCUUUGUGGUUCCAGGUGAGACGGCGCUGGCCUUCUACAGAGCCAGAAACCCCACAGACAAACACAUCAUCGGCAUCUCCACCUACAACGUGGUGCCCUUUGACGCGGGACAAUACUUCAACAAGAUUCAGUGUUUCUGCUUCGAGGAGCAACGUCUGAACCCUCACGAGGAGGUGGACAUGCCCGUCUUCUUCUACAUCGACCCAGAGUUUGACGAGGACCCGAGGAUGGCGCGAGUGGACACCAUCACUCUGUCCUACACCUUCUUUGAGGCCAAAGAGGGUCAGAAGCUUCCUUUGCCGGGAUACAGCUACAACUGACAAUUGAAAAACUCAACCUGGACCUUUGUGUGGGCUUAAAAUAUCAACAGAGCAACAGAAAAGCAGAGAAAAAUAAUCCAAGACUCUUUAUUUUAAAAGGAUACAUUUGCUGUGACAAUUAGUCUAUUGAUCAUUUAAUUACCAACUUUUAAAUUAAUCACCAAAUUUUCUGAUAAUGUUGUGUUUUCAGUCAAAAGUCCAAAUUCAGAUUCCAGUUUCUUAAAUGUCAAUAUUUACUGGUUUCUUUAGUCUUCUGUGACUCAAAAGAAGGAAAAAACUGAAGCUUGACUCUUUAUGCAAAUCCAGUGUCUCUUUUUUUUCAGGAUUUUAUCAUAGAAAUAAAAACCUUUUGUAAAAUAUAAUGUGGCCGGUCAUUGAAAAUUCCCUGAAAACAAAAAGCUAACAUGGAUAUGUACAGUAUAGUGAUCCUAGAAAACAUAAUUUAAUCUCUCUCUCUUAUCACGUGAGGUCAGAAGAUUUUUAGGUUUUAAUAAAAAAUAAAAUGAUUCUUUUGAGAGAGCUGCAAAAAAAACAGUAAACCUGAGUUCUGUGUUUUCAGUCUGAGCAAACAGAAGCUGUGAUGCAUCAGCCACUAAAACAAACACUGACAAACAUGUUUUCAUUAUUAUUUUGCUUAAACAAGACAAAUAUGAACCAUAAUGCGUCUUUUUCAAAGUGCAGUGUCUCUUUUGUUUAGAUUUAAUUCCAGAAACUAAAAUGUGUUUAAAAGCAUUAAAAACAGACACAUUUAUCUCUUUUAUUUUACAGUUAAAAAGGUUUUCAGACUUUAAUAAAAGAUAAAUUAUUAGUUUUUUUUAGGCGUAACAUUUCUAAAAAGAGAACCUGGAUUAUUUUUCUACAUUUCACUUCCAGAUGUUUGUUUUGUUUUUCACGUCGCUCGUGAUCGAAGAGACGAGUCGACCGUCAGGAUGAAACAGAAGAAAUUAAGGAGUCGAUGCUGCGAUGGACAAAAGUUCAGAGAAAGAACUGAUUCAGACUGUCGCUGUGUGUGUGUGAGAGAGAGAGAGCAAAUGUAUAUAAAUCAGAACAUUUAUAAUUUAACAGUUUCUUCUGAUAAACAGUUAUAGUGAAUUCUUCCAAAGACUGAAUAAAUAAAUUAUGACAAAUCAAAGUUGGUCUUCAACUGCUGACCUGGUUUUUUUUUUUAGUCAUGAUCUAUCAUUUCUGUUCACUUUAAUUUGCUGUGUGUAACAAUGAAAAGCAUUAA